Molecule: messenger RNA, 980 nt
Organism: Centruroides sculpturatus (bark scorpion)
Lineage: Eukaryota; Metazoa; Arthropoda; Arachnida; Scorpiones; Buthidae
Product: endoglucanase-like
Exons: 2
Coding region: 44-799 (251 amino acids)
Source: RefSeq, a predicted model, not a curated record
CAAGCGGUGGCUUUUAACCGCGUACGAACAGAAAACACGAGAAAUGAAUAAGUUGACGUUUAUAUUCAUCAUUAUCGUACUUGCUCUGUCGGAAAGUGGAGAAGGUAGAAACAGAAAUGUCCAAGAUCGCAGUUCAACUUAUGAUCUAUUAAUGUUAAAUAAAAGAAUUGAUAGAAUUCUUACUGACAUUUUAGGUCCUAUAAUUGGUAAUCCUACUACUACUACAAAACCUACUGUUAAUCCUACCACUGCAUCCGCUAUUAUACCGACCGAUGAACCUACCACUAAACCUACUGUUACACCUACCAAAGGAUCUACCUCUACACCUGUUGUUACGCCUACCGAAGAACCUACUACUACAUCUGCUAUACCUACCGAUGAAACUUCUACUAUAUCUGUUGUUAUACCGACUGAUAAACCUACCACAAUCCCUACUAUUAUACCCACCACUAAACCUGCCGUGUUACCUACCAGAAAACCAACCACUAUUUCUACUGUUAUACCUACCACUAAACCUAAUAUAAUACCAACCAGAAAACCUGGUCAUAUACCAUUCCCUUCAUUUGGUCCUAUUGCUGAUGUCAAACCUUUUAACGUAGUUCGUCCUGUUCCUGUUCCUGUUCCUAUACCUGCAGCUGCAGCUGUCUUUAACCGCCGUCCCAUACCUGGUACCAAAUUUCGUCCUGCUUCUCGUCCUAUUCGUGGAACUCUUCCUCGUCCUGUCCCUGGGGUUAAGUCUGGUAUCAUACCAGUCCCUAUACGUUUUCCUGGAUCGUUUCCUCGACAAGAAAGAAAAUAAACAAAGAGAAUGUAAGAAAAUUAUUACAAAAAUGUGUCUAAAAUUUAAAAAACGAGAAUAAAUAAAGAUCAGUACCAUACAUAGAUAAAUAAACUCUGGAUUUAUAUCAACUUGAUAUUUGUUCCGGUCCAGACCACUGAUUAACUGAAAGUCCAUCAGUGGUUCGGCUAAGCUUUUCGUU